Molecule: messenger RNA, 2129 nt
Organism: Abrus precatorius (Indian licorice)
Lineage: Eukaryota; Viridiplantae; Streptophyta; Magnoliopsida; Fabales; Fabaceae
Product: protein SAR DEFICIENT 1-like
Exons: 7
Coding region: 123-1571 (482 amino acids)
Biological process (GO): regulation of salicylic acid biosynthetic process
Cellular component (GO): nucleus
Molecular function (GO): DNA-binding transcription factor activity; calmodulin binding; sequence-specific DNA binding
Source: RefSeq, a predicted model, not a curated record
ACUUUUAUUUUCGCCUUUAGUAUAUAUAAAAACGCAAAUCCUCCCCUCCUACCUCUCAUUAAGCAAACUCGGCGCAACCUCACACCAACGUCUUUCACCCUUGUCCCAAAUUUUUCAUAAGAAUGGCAGCAAAACGUUUUUCGGAUGAUUCUGAUCAAGACAAUGAUAAGCCAGGCGAUAAACGGAUGAGAAGUGCAAGACCUUCUUUUGCUUCUGUAAUAGGGGAAGUUGUUAUGGUGAAAAAUUUGCAAAACCUUUUCUCGGGUUUGGAACCCUUGCUUAGAAGAGUGGUGAAUGAAGAGGUGGAUCGAGUGAUGAGACAUCGUUGUCCACGAUCAAUAACUAGGUCCCCUUCAUUGAGAAUCCAAGCAUUGGAGCAACCAUCAAGCUAUCAACUCAUGUUUAACAAAAAGCUUUCGCUCCCUAUAUUCACGGGUAGUAGAAUAUUAGAUAUAGAUGGGAACCCCAUCCAUGUGGUUCUUGUUGACAAAAGUAAUGGUCAAAUGGUUACCACGAUUUUUCAACACCCCAUCAAGCUAGAAAUUGUGGUUCUAGAUGGAGAUUUUCCUCCUGCUGGUGAUAACAACGAGUCAUGGACGAGUGAUGCAUUCAACAACCACAUAGUGAAGGAGAGAACAGGGAAAAGACCAUUGCUUACCGGAGAAUUGAAUCUGACCAUGAGGGAUGGAAUUGCACCAAUUGGAGACAUUGAGUUCACUGAUAAUUCUAGCUGGAUUCGUAGCAGAAAGUUUAGAGUUGCUGUGAGAGUGGCUCCAGGGAGUAAUCAAACUGUUCGAAUUCGUGAAGGCAUGACUGAACCAUUUAUCGUGAAGGAUCACCGGGGUGAAUUGUACAAGAAACACCACCCACCAAUGCUACACGACGAAGUGUGGCGCCUAGAGAAGAUAGGGAAAGACGGAGCUUUCCACAAAAAAUUGUACAAAGAAGGGAUUAACACAGUGCAAGAUUUUCUCAAGUUAUCCGUUGUUGAUCCCCAUAAGCUCAGAAAGAUUUUAGGCGUUGGGAUGUCAGAGAAAAUGUGGGAAGUGACAAUUAAGCAUGCAAAGACUUGCAACAUGGGCAACAAACUUUACGUCUAUCGUGGGGCUAAUUUUACAAUCUUUCUCAAUGCCAUAUGCCAAUUGGUUAGAGCUGAUGUCAACGGCCAAAACUUUCCCAGCAAAGAACUGAGCAACAUGAGCAGGAGCUAUAUGGAAAGAUUGUUGAGAGAAGCAUACGAUAGUUGGAAACACUUGGAAGAAAUUGAUGGGGCUUUGAAUGAUAAUGUUGCUUUGUUAACCCAAGGUGAAACAGUGGAGCAAUUUCCAAACAAUCAUCAAGCAUCAUUAAUGGCAUAUGAUCAGAACGAUUAUUUUGGUGAUAAAUCUGCAGAGGGUGGCAACUACGUUCCUAGCCAUAACGCACAAAUGGGGUGCAACGAGUGGGCACUGAGUGCACAAUUUGCUUCACCAUCGUUCGUGAAUGGCAUGCCUUAUAGCUUCUCACUCUCAGAGUCACAAUCGGACAGUGACAUAACACCCUCAGUUGAUGGUGCUGCAAGGUGGCAUUAGAAAAAUUUUAGUACUUUUUUUUUGUCCACAGCAAAAUUUUAGUACUUUGACUUUCAGCUGUAUAUACAAGUAGCAGUUGGAGAAUCAAAUUAGUCUUUUUCUUUUAUCAUGAAUCAUUAGGCUUAGUGUGAAGUGUUGGCCCAUAACAUAAAUGUGUCAUGAUGGUUAGUUUUGGUCUAGGCCCAUUUCAAGGAUCUGUGAAAAUAUGUGGCGUGGCCUUUUUUACUACUCUCUUGCCAAAAAUACCUUCCUUUACUGGGCAGUGUUGCUAUGGUUAUCAUAGUUUCAGCAAUCACGUAAAGUAAUGAUGUAUUAUAACAUCAUGAGAAGUGAUUCGACCCUCUUAUCUUGUUAUACUUUUAUGCGUUUUCUGUUUCGAUUUGGGUUAAGAGCCCCAUUCUGCUCUUAGUUUUCAAAUGUUCUGGGAUAAUUUUGUUCUCACAACAAAGGAAAUUUGUCCCCAAGAAGUUCUUCUAAACGUUAUAUUCAGUGUCUAAUACCUAAUAAUGUUACCAAUCUUAUUAGGAAUUACGCAUAUUCGUCUCUCUGUCGUGGGUC